Messenger RNA from Gryllus bimaculatus (two-spotted cricket), 4175 nucleotides. NCBI's taxonomy places the organism in Eukaryota, Metazoa, Arthropoda, Insecta, Orthoptera, Gryllidae. The record is from the annotation of a GenBank genome assembly.
UGCUUUCCAGUUCGGCGUUCGUGCGUGCAAUCAAUGAGACCGGAUGGGAAUGGGACCAGGGAUAGGAUUCCGCUGGGAUUCUAAUUUCCGUCAGGUUCCGUAUUGAAGUGUGGUGGUCGGUGGUGGAGUCAUUGUUAGAAGCCGUGAGCUCAGGGGGUGCUCUUACUGGUUAUGUCAGUUAAAUAGGAAACAAUCGUAGAACUAGGGAGAACGUAAUAGUUUAGUAUUAACUGUAGGUUAUUGCCGCGACGGCUCUGUGUACCAUGCAAUCGAAGUUGCGGUAUGCUUUGAUGUUGAAGACGUGAGUUUCUUCUUGAAUAGCUGGGUUACGAACAAUUCUUUGUUUGUUUACGUUGUCAUUUAACGCACAAGAGUAUGGCCGGCCAACCGGUUUCAGAAGUUCGAAAAUUUAGUGAGACAGGAUGUCGUUUUAAUGGGAAACUGAACGGCGAAGGAAAAACUCCAUUCUUGAUAGGUGUUGCAGGAGGUACUGCAAGUGGAAAGUCGACUGUAUGCAAGCGAAUCAUGGAGAAACUUGGACAGGUGGAUAAAGACCACGCGGAAAGGCAGGUAGUGUGUAUAAGUCAAGAUAGUUUUUAUAGGGAAUUAUCCUCUGCAGAAAAAGGGAAAGCUGAAAAGGGACAAUUCAAUUUUGAUCAUCCAGACGCAUUUAAUGAAGAAUUGAUUCUUCGGACAUUGAAAGACAUUCUUGCUGGCAAAAAAUGCGAGAUUCCUCUAAGUGAAACUCAGUUCCAGACUAUUUAUCCUGCUGAUGUGGUUCUGUUUGAAGGAAUUUUGGUCUUCUUCUUCCCUGAAAUUCGUGAAUUAUUUCACAUGAAAUUAUUUGUUGAUACUGAUUCUGAUACAAGAUUAGCAAGAAGAGUUCCUAGAGAUAUAAACGAGAGAGGUCGAGAUUUAGAGCAAGUGUUAAAUCAGUACAUGAAUUUUGUAAAGCCUGCAUUUGAAGAAUUUUGUUCUCCAACUAAAAAGUAUGCUGAUGUGAUUAUUCCGCGAGGUGCAGACAACACUGUUGCUAUAGAAUUAAUUGUGCAGCAUAUCCGAGAUUUUCUCAACAAUCGAGUACGCAAAGAAGAAGUGUUACCUCCAUCUCCAGUGCAUGCAUCUUGGCGAACUAAUCCUCCAGAUGGCCACUUUACUCGUCCACAUUAGUUAACACUUUCAAUUAGUAACACCAUGUUGUCUAGGAAGAAGAAAAUUACAUAGUUUACUUAAGUGCUUGUAGAAUUUUGUAAUUCUUAUAUAGAUUUGUUUGUUAUUAUUUCUUGUUAUGUGUUUUAUGUAGACCAAGCAAUAGCUUUGCUCUGAGGUAACCUGUUACAGCAAUAAAUAUGCUCCCAAAUAUUUUAACACGUGUGGUAUAGCAAGAAUUGUUCCUGUAGAUGUUGAUGCUAGGACAUAAACUCUACUACAAGUUGUGUAAGUUACUUUUAAUGAUAUCUUCUUUAGGUAAUGAAAAUUUUGUUCCUAUUCUGAAUUAAGUUCCUAUAUUACCCUUAUAAAGAUAAUGUAAUUAUUGUUUUCAGUUUUGUAUUCAAUGUCAUUUUAUCCCCAAGAGCGAUUUGCAGAUUGUACAUAAAAUAAACAGUAUUUGGCUCGAAUUACAUUAAUGUAGUAAUAGAAUAUUAUUGCAAAAAUUGGUUAAAUUUAUGUAUAUGUACAACAAUGUUUGCUCAUAUUUUGUGAAGUCUUAAGAGACAAUGUAACUUACUACUAGCUUCAAAACAUGGCAUAUUUUUACCUUUUUCAAUAAUAUUAAGGAACUGAGCUGUUGAUGUGUGUAAAUAGAGUAUGAGAGAUACACUGUACAAAUUUUUAUCAGUUGAUAAAUUACAUGGUAUUUUAUUGUUAAAUUUAUUCUUGUAUGAAUUUAAGAUUUUAACUUUUUUAUUAGUGAAUACAAUUCUUUUUUAACAAAAUCAAAUAAAUUUUAUUAUGUUAAUAUUACAAUGUUCUAUAUUUGCUGUACUACUUCUUAAGUUAAAUACUUGGGUUGGCUAAGAUUUUGAUGAAAGCAAGUACAGCAAAUAAAUUAUCAAUGCAAUUGAUCUUGUUUCUGCAUGCUCUAUGAAGGUGCUUUAUAAUACUCACUACUAAAAAGGUGAAAAAUGAAUAAGAAAAUGUGAUGAAACAUUAUAUUAUUUUUUCUAACAUGAGUCAGACAUAAAAUCUUAAAUUUCUUUGCACAUUCAAAACAAUUGGAAGAAGUCAUCUGGAGCAGCAUAUUGAUAUGCAUCAAAAGAGAUUGAAGGUAAAUUAAGAAAAGUAGAUAUUGAAUAAGACAAAUUAUUUUUGAAUAAGUAAUACAUUCAAUAGCAAGUACUAAAUUACUUCCAUUCAUUUAGGAUUUUUUUAAAAAAAUUGUUUACAUCGGAGGAAAAUAUUGUUGAUCUUUUCUGAAAAAGUGCUAGCUUUUGAGUGUUUCAUGGAUUCAUUAAUACAUUUGAUAUCCACUUUUAAUGUUAAAAGCAUAAUUGUUUUAAAUUUUUUCACAGUUUUCAAGCUGUAAUACUAACAAUAGAAAACAAAAGAAAUAGAAGAAUUUUAAAGAGUUGCAAAUAACUCAUUUCAGCUUUUGUUGAAAAAACUAUCUUCCUCUUAUAGAGAAGAAUCUGGAUUUAUAGCACUAGAAAAGUUCAAUAUAAAAUACCAUAUUAUGUACAUCACUGUGAUGUUGUAAAUUAUUGAAUUAAAAGGUAAUAUCAACUUUUCUAUAAAGUGGUAUUACCAAUAGAAAUUUCUGUGGCUAGAACAGGAAAGAGAGAGAGAGAGAGAUGAAGAAUGAUGUUAAGUGUUGAAGAAGAGAAAGAAAUGUUUUUAAAUGUUGAAUUUUUCUAUAGAAAUUUACCAAGUUGAUUUUGUUCCAAAAUGCCAUUGCCAUUUACAUUUUCCCCUUUAUAUAAGAGAAGGCAUGAGAUGGAAGCCAUAUAUUUUUAUUUUUUAUCUAAGAAAUUGGAUGUGAGAGAAGGGAGGGAAAUGUUGGUACUAAAAUCAUCCAGAAGGCCUUGAGAAGCUGGGUGCAUUAUGUCAAAUUUGCUAUUUUCACUGAACAGGAUCAUAUCAUAUUGUUUCUUUUUCUUCGCAACUUAUGAAUUGCAGUACACAUUUGCAGAACACUUUGAACUGACAUUUUUGUAGAUCUGUUUAUUUAAAACUGUGAAUUAAUAUAUUAUAACUAUUAUUGCAACGAAAAUAGAGUAGUUUUCUUUUUUAAAAAGCCACUAUUUUCUAGUCAAGAUAAAUGAAUGGCAUCUUUCCACCAGUUAUAUUUUGCACAUUGGUGUUUGUCAUUUAGCACUUACAAAAUAUUACAAUUAAAAAUUUCUUAUCUCCAUUUAUGAUUGUUAGGUAGUGUUUCUAUGAAUUUUUGUUGUGAACCAUUAAAAUUAUUUUUUCAUGUAAUUGCAUUAAUUCAGGUCGUGAUCCCCUUAUUUAACAAAAUAGUCUUUUGUCUCGAAUUUUGUGGAACUUAUUUAAUUUCAAUGGUAUGUGCAUGUGAAACACAAACUAUCAACAUAUGUUGCAUUGUAUACAGAUACUCAUUGGGACCAAAUUGUGCUAAGCCUAUUCAGUUUGUAUCUGAAUCUUGGCAAAAUGUUGUGUGGCUUGUUGAUUUCACCUUCACAUAAAAUACUGCACAAAUUAGUACUUCUCUUUUUGGUCUUUGUCAAAUAUUGAAAAUAGCAAGAGUAUUUAUUGAUACUGAGAAGUCAUUUAUAUUAGGAAUUAAACAUUAUUUGUUGUAUGAGUGAUUAUUUUAUAUUGCAUAAUAAUACUGUAAUAACUUGCCAGACCAAAGUUGAUAUUUUAAAUGAAGUUACCAAAUCUUUAAUUUCUUUGUAUAAUGUUUCAGGCCAUAUAAUUUUAUGUAAAAUAAUUUUCUACACUUGUAAGCUUGAAUAGAACUACAAAGUUUUUUUAAUUUGCAGGUAUAGCAAAGUUUAUAAUGCAUUCAGUGCAUGCCUAAUUCAUAUUUAUGUAAAUAAAAUUAUAUAAGCUGAAGUUCUCACUGAUUUUUAAACCCUUAUUAAUGUUAUCCCUACAUAACGAGAACAUUCUACAAAUUAACCUGUUGUUCAACUUUGAAAACAACUUUCUAUUGUUUGUGUUGUUGGUAUUUUCUUGUAUAAUGAGGAAAUAGUGUUAUCAUGCAAAAG